AUGGACCAUUUGACAGGCUCGGGUGUACACACGCCUACAAGACAAGUAAAACUCCUCCGUAUCGGGAAUAUCAUAUCGUUCUUGCUUGCCACUGGCAUUCAUCUCGCCGCAAUACUCGUCUUUUCACCGAGUAUUGGUACUAUCAUCGACGACAAUUUCUGUUUCUUCACUCCAGAAAAAUCGUUUAUAUAUGUAUUCUGGGGAUUAUAUUAUCUGUCGGCGUUUGGAUUCGUUUUCUAUGCUCAGUUGAUCGACGAAGAAUAUGCUCAAAGAAUUGUAAAGGGAGUAAUUGGACCGUGGUUUAUUGUUUCUAACCUGCUUUUGGUUGGUUGGGUCCGAUCUUGGCUCGCGGAAGACUUCGACUGGGCUUUUCUUCUCUCAAUCAUUAACUCUGCUAUCGCAGCCUUCGUCCAUCGCAAACUCUUCCGCUUCUUUCCCCUAUACAGUCUUCCUAUCCACUAUCGCAUUGCCAACAUCUGGUUGAUUUUUGUUCCAUUCUCCAUACUCGUUGCGAAUUGGUUCUUUUUCGUAAUAUACACUGGAUUCCUCGCGCUUUACAAUUUCGACGGUUAUAUGGACGGUUAUAUAGACGGUUAUGUGGCUACGGUGUUUCUAGUAAUUUAUGCGAUUAUAGGUUGGGGUUGGAUCGGAUUCGGCUGGUUUACUCGAGGAAACAGAGACGGAUUUUUUGGCAUUUCGGCUGCUUGGCUGUUUUCUGCAGUUGCUUUCCAACAGCGAGAUAUCUUCCCUUUCUCUGCACUAGCAGGGAUCCUAUCGAUCUCGAUGUUUGGAGCUAUUUUUAUCGUCUUCCUUAGGGAUGGAGGCUCGUUCACUCAGGCAUUAUAUUCUAAUCGAGAUUCUACUGCCGAAGAAAGGGAGCCGUUGACUGAAUCAUGA
Paraglomus occultum is the source of this 897-nucleotide messenger RNA. NCBI's taxonomy places the organism in Eukaryota, Fungi, Glomeromycota, Glomeromycetes, Paraglomerales, Paraglomeraceae. The record is from the annotation of a GenBank genome assembly.